Aureobasidium uvarum is the source of this 1263-nucleotide messenger RNA. NCBI's taxonomy places the organism in Eukaryota, Fungi, Ascomycota, Dothideomycetes, Dothideales, Saccotheciaceae. The record is from the annotation of a GenBank genome assembly.
AUGCCUGAUACGCACGAUCCUUUCUAUCGAGCACCAGCAGGUUAUGAAUCGGCAGCACCAGGAACCAUUCUGGACUCCAGACCCGCACCUGCCAGACUUGAGGCACUCAGCCUGUUUCCGUUGAACAUUAAACAGGUCACUCAAAUCCUGUACCGUACCACAAAUGCCAGGGGUGAACCCGAGGUCACUGUCAGUACGGUCAUCGUUCCAGCAAAUGCCAGUUAUGACAAGGUCGUGUCAUACCAAGUGGCCGAAGACAGCGGAGGUCAAAUCAACUGCGCUCCUUCGUACACUCUGCAGACCGAUUCCAAGGCUUUGUACGCCGGAACUGGGGAUGUUGAGAUGCUUCUCAUUCUUGGCGCUCUGAACGAGGGUUGGAUAGUCAGCACUCCGGACUGGGANGGGCCCAACUCCACUUUCAUCGAGGGCUUCCAGGCUGGGCAGGCCACUCUCGAUUCUGUCCGCGCAGUACUCUCAUCAGGAAGCAUCACAGGUGUCGAAAGCGACGCAAAGGUCCAGAUGUGGGGCUACAGCGGUGGCGCCCUCGCCUCUGAAUGGGCCAUGGAAUUGCAGGCGUCUUAUGCUCCCGAGCUCAAAUUCGUUGGGGCUGCCAUCGGCGGAGUUACACCGAACGUGCCGAAUGUGUACAACUCCAUCAACCAUGGUCCCUUUGCAGGACUCGCCGCUGCAGGACUUCUGGGCCUGGCUAAUUCAUUCCCUGAAUUUGAAGCAGCCCUGACAAAGCAAUUGAUUCCGGCAUCCGCAGCUCAAUUCUAUCAGGCGGGAACCAACUGCUUCUACGGUGAUGUUGUGCUGUUUGCUGGACAGAACAUGUCCUCCUACUUCUACGAUGGAGACAAUAUCAUUACCGAGCCGACUAUCGCAAAGUACUUCCGCUCGAACACGCAGAUGGGCCUCCACGGCGUCCCUUCGAUGCCACUGUUCGUGUACAAGGCGGUCGCGGAUGAGAUUUCUCCCAUCGCCGAUACGGACGCGCUAGUUGAGCAGUUCUGCAACGAUGGAGUAUCAAUCACCUAUGUUAGAGACUAUGCGGGCGAGCACUUCCAGCAAGCCGCCACGAGCUUCCCAGACGUCAUUAACUUCCUUCGCGCAAGAUUUGCUAGUGUCCCCAUCUCCGGUUGCUCUAUCCGUAACGAAUUCCUAGAUGUCUUGGACCCGGGUGCUCUUCCUUACCUUGGUAGCACCAUUGUCAAAGAGCUAGCCAAUAUUGCUGGCGUUCCUGUUGGACCUAACCACUUCUAG